Molecule: messenger RNA, 1376 nt
Organism: Ostrea edulis (European flat oyster)
Lineage: Eukaryota; Metazoa; Mollusca; Bivalvia; Ostreida; Ostreidae
Product: cathepsin B-like
Exons: 9
Coding region: 156-1181 (341 amino acids)
Biological process (GO): regulation of catalytic activity
Cellular component (GO): lysosome
Molecular function (GO): cysteine-type endopeptidase activity
Source: RefSeq, a predicted model, not a curated record
CGCGCCCAUGUUUAUCGCGGGUCACCUGACUAUCACAUGAUUACACCUUCCGUAAAACUCGUGAUGCGGCGAUAAUUUUUAUUUGCACCUGUAUAUAUCUGUUCAAGCGCUUCAGUUAAUAGUUUUGGGUGAUAUAUUCUAGCCCUCUGGUAACCAUGAAGGUGGUAAUUUUUGGUUUACUCGUGGCCGGUGCCAUGAGCGCCGUUGUGGAAUUCAAGAAUCAAGACGUCUUUGAGCCACUCUCAGAUGAGAUGAUUUGGUUCGUCAACAAACUGAACACGUCAUGGAAGGCAGGACAAAACUUCCACCAUAUUGCCAAGGAGGACAGACUGGCCCAUGUGAAGGUGAUGUGUGGAACCUUCCUGAACACGCCCCCAGAGCUAGUGCUCCCAGAGAAGAAAGUGAACCCUCUGAGAGACCUUCCAGCCACUUUUGAUGCUAGAACUCAAUGGCCCAACUGCCCCACACUUAAGGAGGUCAGGGACCAGGGAUCCUGUGGUUCUUGCUGGGCUUUUGGUGCUGUUGAGGCCAUGUCUGAUCGUAUCUGCAUCAAAUCCAGUGGAAAAACAAAUGCUCACAUUUCAGCAGAAGAUUUGACAUCUUGUUGCAGAACCUGUGGAAAUGGCUGCGAAGGAGGGUUCCCUGGUGCCGCCUGGAGUUACUAUAAGAAAGACGGCCUGGUCACGGGGGGACAGUACAACUCACAUCAGGGAUGUCUGCCAUACACUAUCAAGGCCUGUGAUCACCACGUUGUUGGAAAACUCAACCCAUGCAGCAAGGAGAUUCAGCCCACCCCACGUUGCAAGAAGACGUGUGAACAGGGCUACAAUGUCACCUAUAAAAAUGAUAAGCACUAUGGAAUGUCUGCCUACAGUGUAAAUGGUGUAGAGAAAAUCAUGACAGAAAUCAUGACCAAUGGCCCAGUGGAGGGAGCUUUCACAGUCUACUCCGAUUUCCCACAGUAUAAAUCUGGUGUGUACAAGCACACAACAGGAAAACCCCUUGGUGGCCAUGCCAUCAAGAUCCUUGGAUGGGGAACAGAAAAUGGUGAUGAUUACUGGCUGGUGGCAAACUCAUGGAACCCAGACUGGGGAGAUCAAGGAUUUUUCAAGAUCUUGAGAGGACAAGAUGAGUGUGGAAUUGAGUCCCAGAUCAGUGCAGGAGAACCCAAACUGUCUUAAACCUGCAAACUCACAAACUGUUCAUACAUUCCAACGAUUCCAGAAUAUUCUGAAUAUGAGAUUUGUUCAACUGAUAUUUUGUGCUCAAAUAUUUGUUUAGUUAGAUAGCAAUAGUUUUUUCAUAUUGUGACUAUGAAUGAUAUUUUUAAAAUACUUUGAUACACAUAAUAUACACAAAAUAAAUAUUUAAAAAGA